CUCAAUGGGCUCCCACUGAAUUCCAUCUUCCAGUUUGAGGAGCAUAUCUUGCACAUCCCUAUCCUGCUCUCUUUUCCCAUCCUUCCCCAAUUCCUGAACCCUUCCAUUGUCUUCUGGUAUUAAUAGUACAUUAUCGCUCUCUUUGUGCCUUCCUCGCCCUCCCCACCAACAUCAUGCUCCAGUUCCUGCUUGGAUUUACUUUUGGCAAUGUGGUUGGAACGUAUAUGGCUCAGAACUAUGAUUUACCAAACCUGGCCAAAAAACUUGAAGAUACCAAAAAGGACUUGGAUGCCAAGAAGAAACCCCCUAACUACAGCUGUCUUUGGAUACACUGAUUCUACUAUCCUUGAAGGCCUUCUUUACCAUCUGAACCAAAAGCUUUUGUUUUAAACACCAGCCUCAGCAGCAGUUUUCUUCUUUGCUAAACCCUGAGUUGUCUUAGAGUAAAAAUGAGGCCAUGAGUUAAGAACUACCCUUACUUUUCCAACGUGCUCGCCUCUUCCCAUCCUUCUUCCAGCUGCUAGGGAGAUUCUAAGACUGGAAUUAUGGUGCUAAAUUAGUAAACAUGUCCUUUAAUUAGUAGUCUUUUCUUUAUUCUUUGGGAUUUCUGCUACCUGUUUUCAAGAGAAAAAUUGAUGAGUUUUGUAUGGCUGAUCAGAUAUAAAUAAUGCUAAUUUCACAAUUACAACAGUUACAAUGGGUACCUGUUAAGCAUUUGGUACUUAAAUUAUGUUGUU
Choloepus didactylus (southern two-toed sloth) is the source of this 737-nucleotide messenger RNA. Its product is annotated as short transmembrane mitochondrial protein 1-like. The record is from RefSeq and is a predicted model, not a curated record. NCBI's taxonomy places the organism in Eukaryota, Metazoa, Chordata, Mammalia, Pilosa, Megalonychidae. Bases 174 to 335 code for a protein of 53 amino acids. The transcript has a single exon.